AACUCGCAAAACCCCUGACUUAUUAUCUUCCAUUUUUAAUCACACUUUCCUCCCUCUUUCCUAUAUUCUCAUUAAUACAAACCCCAAAAGUCCAAUCCCUUAAAUUUCCAUCCAUUAAUCAUCAAAUUCAGAUAAACCCUUAAUUUGUGAUCUUUCUAAGAAAUCCAUAAACCAAACUCAAAUCUGUAUCAUCUUGGCACUCCCAAUAUCAAGUACUAUUGAAAUUCAACCCUAAAUUUUAUUUUUGAGAAUUGUUUGAAGGAGAAGGAAAAAGAAGAUGGGGCUUGGGAAGAACAAUAUUGAAGCAGGAUCAAGUUCUCACUCAAUUCCAAUAGCAAGAGAAGAUACCCCACUUCUUGGAAGAUCCAAACAAUCUUCUCAAUUUAAAACUUUGGCCAAUAUAUUCAUUGCAAUAGUAGGAUCUGGUGUUUUAGGUCUUCCUUAUACUUUCAUGAAAUCAGGUUGGCUAUUUGGUGUUUGUACCCUUUUCUCUAUUGCUCUUCUCACAUACUAUUGCAUGAUGUUAUUGGUUCUUACUAGAAGAAAACUUGAAUCUCUUACUGGGUUCUCAAAGAUUAAUUCUUUUGGUGAUUUGGGUUAUGCUGUUUGUGGCCCAAUUGGUAGAUUUUCUGUUGAUACCAUGAUAAUCUUAUCACAAGCUGGAUUUUGUGUUAGUUACAUGAUAUUUAUUGCAAAUACCUUUGCCCACUUGUUCAAUAGUAGUGCUUCACAAGCUCAGACUUUUCUUGGUCUUACACCUAAUAAAUGGUAUAUUUGGGGUUGUUUCCCUUUACAAUUAGGCAUAAAUGCAAUUCCAACAUUGACCCAUUUAGCCCCAUUGAGUAUUUUUGCUGAUAUUGUUCAACUUGGGGCUAUGGGUGUUGUGUUAGGUAAAGAUGCAGUUAUGAUUGCUCAGAAUAAGCCUAAUGUUCAAGCUUUUGGUGGCUGGAAUGUUUUCUUUUAUUGUGUUGGUGUUUGUACUUAUGCCUUUGAAGGAAUUGGAAUGGUUUUACCUUUAGAAAGUGAGACAAGAAACAAGAAGAGUUAUGGAAUGAUAUUGGGUUUAGCAAUGGGGAUGAUUUCUAUGUUGUAUGCUCUAUUUGGAGCAAUGGGUUACUUAGCUUUCGGAGUCGAAACUAGGGAUAUAAUCACAACCAACAUAGGAACAGGAAUCUUGAGCACUUUGGUACAAUUAGGGCUUUGUAUUAACCUGUUCUUCUCAUUCCCAUUGAUGAUGAACCCUGUUUAUGAGGUCUUAGAAAGAAGAUUGACUCAAGGAAGUUAUAGCUUGUGGGUUAGAUGGAUGGUGGUUUUAUUGGUGUCUUUAGUUGCCUUAUUGGUUCCUAAUUUUGCUGAUUUCUUAUCACUUGUUGGAAGCAGUGUGUGCAUUGCUUUGGGAUUUGUUUUCCCUGCUCUCUUCCAUUUCCUCGUUUUCAAGGACGAGUCGAGUUUGGGAAAACUCGUUUUGGACGGAGCGAUUGUUCUUAUAGGCAUUGUUCUUGGUGUCUCUGGUACAUGGACAUCUUUAAUGGAGAUUUUUGGUACUAAAGCUUGAUCCUGCAAGAGUUGCUUGUAUGUUCCUCAUCAUCAAUUAUUUAUUUUUCUUGCAAGUUUGUAUCAUAUGCAUCAUGUAUAAUCUCAGUCUUUGUAUAUGAUUAUGUGAUUUUGUUUGAUCAUUUUUUGUAUGAUCUAACAAAACAAUAUACUACUAUUGUGUUUUGCAAAUGUUUAAUAUUGAUAAUGAAUAAUUAAUGAGUCCAUCUGUCUCUUA
Molecule: messenger RNA, 1771 nt
Organism: Amaranthus tricolor (Joseph's coat)
Lineage: Eukaryota; Viridiplantae; Streptophyta; Magnoliopsida; Caryophyllales; Amaranthaceae
Product: amino acid transporter AVT3A-like
Exons: 1
Coding region: 278-1555 (425 amino acids)
Biological process (GO): amino acid transmembrane transport
Cellular component (GO): vacuolar membrane
Molecular function (GO): amino acid transmembrane transporter activity
Source: RefSeq, a predicted model, not a curated record